Messenger RNA from Akanthomyces muscarius, 657 nucleotides. RefSeq lists its product as uncharacterized. Gene Ontology annotation, molecular function: acyltransferase activity, transferring groups other than amino-acyl groups. Lineage: Eukaryota; Fungi; Ascomycota; Sordariomycetes; Hypocreales; Cordycipitaceae. The record is from RefSeq and is a predicted model, not a curated record. The transcript has 2 exons. Bases 1 to 657 code for a protein of 218 amino acids.
AUGUCGUUGUACCUGGCACCCGCGAGCGAAGCCGACGCCGACCGCUUCGCCGCCAUCGAGCACGCCGCCCUCCCGGACGACGCCACCAGCGCCGCGCUCUUCCCGGGACCCUUUGCCUCGGACGGCGGGCCCUCGCGCGGCGACCAGCUGCGCGAGCACCUCCGGAGCGACCCGGACUGCCGCUGGGUCAAGGUCGUCGACCGCGCGCUCGAGGAGGCGCCGGGCGCACGCCCCGGCGACGCCAUUGUCGCUUUUGCCGUGUGGUACUUUUGGGACAAGCAGGGCAAGCCGCUCCCCGCGUCCGUCUGGGGACCGGGAACCAACGCCGCCGCGUGCGAGCUGUACUUUGGCGGGCUGGACAAGCGCUGGGAGGACGAUGUCGGCAGCAAGCCACAUGCUUAUCUCAAGUUUGUGCACACGGAUCCCAAGCACCAGCGCCGAGGAGCCGGACGCAUGAUGAUGGACUGGGGCACCAAAGAGGCCGACGACAAAGGCCUGGCGUCGUACGUGCAAGCCUCGCCCGAGGGCCGCGGGCUCUACGCAAAGUAUGGCUUCCAGCUCGUCGACAUGUUCGCCGUUGACCUGUCCCCAUGGGGCGGGCCGGCCCGCGACGAGACGGCCAUCAUGAUUCGGCCUGUCGGAGCUGCCCAUGCCUAA